Messenger RNA from Priceomyces carsonii, 1650 nucleotides. RefSeq names its product uroporphyrinogen-III C-methyltransferase (gene MET1). The record is from RefSeq and is a predicted model, not a curated record. Bases 1 to 1650 code for a protein of 549 amino acids. The transcript has a single exon. Gene Ontology annotation, biological process: sulfate assimilation; siroheme biosynthetic process. NCBI's taxonomy places the organism in Eukaryota, Fungi, Ascomycota, Pichiomycetes, Serinales, Debaryomycetaceae. Gene Ontology annotation, molecular function: uroporphyrin-III C-methyltransferase activity.
AUGUCUAAUAGCUUGUUGGCUUCACUUUAUUGUGAAGGGGAAGUUAACUUAAUCAUAGGUGUCUCUAAUGUUGCUGCACUAAGGAUAAGUGCUAUAAUAGAGGCGGGAGCUAAACCUAUUCUUAUAUCUGAAAAAGAUCUGAGCUUAUAUCCACAAUCUAUUAGAGAUAAGUUAGAGGAAGGUAAACUUAAAGUAUUGCAAAAGCAAUUUGAGCUAAACGACUUAGUUUCCUUAGGUAGGGCGGAAGUAGAUAACGUUGUUGAUAGAGUAUUUGUCACAUUACCGGUGAGCGAUGACACUCAGAAGGCGAAAAUAUACAAGGAAUGUAAAAGAUUGAGAAUUCCUAUAAAUACUUCAGACUCACCUGACCUUUGUACUUUCUCCUUGUUAUCUACUUAUACUUCAGGAGAUUUUAAGUUGGGUGUGUCAACUUCAGGAAAGGGCUGCAAACUAGCAUCGAGGUUAAGACGAGAACUAGCUAACAGCUUACCUCCGAAUAUUGGAGAAAUUUGUAAUAAAGUUGGCGAUCUAAGACGUAAAAUUAUAGAAGAAGACUUUUCAGAUUUGAAAAGAUUUCAAGAAGCUAUUGAUGCAGUUGGAGAGAACGAUGAUGAUGCUGUAACUACAGCUAAUCUCAAUUCAUUAGUCGAUGAAUUCAAUAUGUCGAAGGAACAAAAGAAAUUGCAAAGAAGUAGAUGGUUAUCUCAGAUUGUGGAAUAUUAUCCUUUGAAUGUUUUAGCGAAUCUUUCCAUGGAGAACUUAACUUCUGCCUACAAAGAGGGCCGGGUUAUCGAUAAUUAUACCCUACUGAAAAUGAAAUCGAGGCUGAAAGGGUCCAUUUCAUUGGUAGGUUCUGGCCCAGGAUCGGUAUCUCUUCUCACUUUGGGUGCAGUUCAGGCGAUACAUACAGCAGAUUUAAUUUUAGCAGAUAAAUUAGUUCCUCAGCAAGUCCUUGAUUUGAUUCCUAAAGCAACAAAAGUAUUUAUUGCUAGGAAGUUCCCAGGAAAUGCAGAAAAGGCACAAGAGGAACUUUUAACUUUGGGCUUAAAGAGUUUAGAGGAUGGAAAUAAAGUUGUUAGAUUAAAACAGGGCGACCCCUAUAUCUUUGGCAGGGGAGGUGAAGAAUUUAAAUUCUUCGUUGAACAUGGAUAUAAACCAACUGUGAUACCAGGAAUUACCUCUGCACUUGCUGCCCCUGUAUUAGCGAAUGCUCCGGCUACUCAUAGAGACGUUGCAGAUCAGGUUUUGAUUUGCACUGGCACCGGUAGAAGAGGUGCUUUACCAAAUCUUCCAGAAUUCGUCAAAUCGAGAACUACAAUAUUUUUAAUGGCACUUCAUAGAGUAGAUAGUCUAGUCUCAAAACUCAUCGAAGAAAAGAAGUGGGAUCCAGAGUUACCAGCUGCUAUAGUUGAACGAGCAUCAUGCCCCGAUCAAAGAGUGAUAAGGUGUAAGUUACUGAACGUCGGUAGAGCCAUGGAAGCAUGUGGAUCGAGACCCCCUGGGUUAUUAGUUACAGGCUAUGUUUGCGAUAUACUAAGUGCACCUUUAAAAAAUGGUGAAGAGUGGGUGGUCGAAGAAGGAUGCGGUUCCAUACUGGAAUUGGGACCCAUCUCAGGUUACAUAAACUCUAAGAAGAUAGAGGAGUCAUGA